AUACAAUCUCCUUUGCUAGUACCAGUAGCUGCGAAGUGACCUCUGAGGAGUGCAGCUUGUAGCUUGCAUUCGUUUCCCUGACCACACACUGUGGACGAUUCCUGGUCUACUUUCAGAAGAUUACCAAUCCUUGGUGGAAGACACAAGGCAGCAUGUCGACUCAAACAUCGGACCAGGAGAUAUGCCAGGCCGUUCUAGACUUCGCGGCUGAAGGCACAUAUCCGGACUCAGAGCAGAUUGUAGCUGCCGAGUUUCCGCAGUCAGCGCUUGCAAAAGAAUUGGAGCUCAUUACGAAAGCCAGGGACCAAGUGGAAGCGGAGAUCAGCUCGCUGAGCCGGGAAAAUGAUUUUGAUGCCGAUGGGUGGAUAUCCCAAGCAAAGCAGCUUCAUGCAGACCUCGAAAAAUCGAGACUUACGGCGCGGGAGAUUGUUAAGCAGCAUGAGAAUACCGGACCUUUACAAUCGAAAAUCGAAGAUGCUACUGCAAAAGCGGGGUUGAUCGAGAAGGAGAUUGUUUUCAACCAGGCUGUAACAAGCACACUUGAGGAGGUGCAAAGGCUCUGUCAACAGCUCGAUACCUGUCGAACCCUAUAUAAAGAGGGAAAUAUCAUAGCUGCCAUCGAUACUCUAGAAGCGGUUGAUCAUGCUGUAAACCGAGACAGCUCCUUCCGGAACACCAAUGUAAUGGGGAUACUUCUGGAGAACAUAGCAGGUUUGCGCCGAGAAAUUAUCGACUUCCUUCACGUUCGCUGGGAUGAAGUAUUACUGGUUGACCAGAGCGAGGGUAAACUGGUGGUCUCUGAGAAUACGUUGGAAGAAACUAUUUCAGCUUUGACCCUCCUCGAUGAAUUUACUCCAGCGAACAAUAGAUUUCAAAAGGGCUUGUUCCUGGCGAUUGUAGAUCCGCUAUUGCUACCUGAUGUGGAUGGCUACAGCCACGAAAUUAAUAUAGACAAAUGUUCUGUCCAUGUUGGCCCUGAGCCAUCGCGAGUUACAGUUUCGGAGCUUUUGGGCCGCGUAGCCAAAGUCCUUGGCUUCCUCCACCAGCACCUUCCAACGGCCGUUCUCAGUUCAUUUUCAGACUCGUUCAUCCCUACCCUCUCAUCGAGAAUCAUAUCUCAUUGGCUGUCGUCCGCCAUACCUACAGAGCUUGAUGGCCUACAGGAAUUUGAAAGUAUCUUGAACGAGGUUCUUGAAUUCUCGAAGACCAUCGAGGCGUUCAAUUGGCAUGGGCAAGAAGAACUUGUCUCAUGGGUCAAUCAAGCCCCUCGCCUGUGGCUCACAAGGCGACGAGUCGACUCCUUGGACCAGGUUCGCAAAGCGCUUGCUGCCAGCAAGGGGAACACACGCCAGGUAGAGAGAGUUGAAAAGAAGCAAGUGUCUGAAACAGACGAGGUUCUGCUAGAGAACUCAACGUCGGAUGAUUGGGAUGCCGGCUGGGAUGAUGACAAAGAAGGCGAAACUGGCCAUACAGUUGAUGAGGAUGUUAGUGCAUGGGGCUUUGAUGAUGACACCAGCGACGCAGUGGAUUCGAAACCCGAGACGAGUACGAGUACUGAGGAUGACGAUGUAGGGGAUGCCUGGGGUUGGGGAGAGGAUGAGGAUGAUCAACCUUCAGUAGAAAUCACCCAGCCAAAGGCAUCAACCAAAUCUGCUAAUGGCGACAACACCGCUAAAACUCUCCCCAAAGAAGUUACCUUGAAGGAAACUUACACUGUCACUGAUGUCCCCGAUUGUAUCAUCGAAAUUAUUCGGCGACAGAUCUUGGACUCCGAGGUUAUAUCUCAACCUACGCAAUCCCAUCCCCUUGUUGGUUCCUCUGGGGCUGGCCUGCUCGCUCUUCCAACGCUUAUUCUGGCCAUGUUCAAAGCAACUGCUCCAUCGUUCUAUAGUCUCAAACCGAAGGCGGGUCAGAUGCACUUGUACAAUGACAGCUUAUAUCUCGCAGGCCAGGUACAUCAAGUGGCAGAGGAACACCAACUGCCCAGACUUCACACGGAUAUUGAAGCUCUGGAGAAGUUUGGCAAAUUCGCUUAUAGUAAAGAGAUGCAAACUCAACGAACAAUUGUCACCGACCUGCUUGAUGGAGCUCAGGGCUUUAGCCAAUGCUCGGAACAACCUUUUCUUGGGGAAUGCGAAAACGCAGUUAGUGCAACUGUUGAAAGGGUUCGGUAUGUUUUUAAGGAGUGGCAGCCGAUAUUAUCCCAUUCUGCACUUCUCCAGUCAAUUGGGUCACUAGUCUCGACGGUGAUUAAUAAGCUUAUUAUCGACAUUGAGGACUUGGGCGACAUCUCCGAAUCGCAGUCUCAAAGACUUGUUUCGUUCUGCAAUUCCAUCUCGAACCUAGAGAAUCUGUUUCUGCCCGAGAACUCGGAUAAUGCCGAGUCUAUUCCUCUGACCGCAGUUUAUGUGCGAGGUUGGCUCAAAUUCCAAUAUCUGGUCAACAUCCUUGAAAGUUCGCUCGCUGAUAUCAAGUUUUUGUGGGUGGAUGGGGAGCUAUCUCUGGAGUUCUCAGCGGAUGAAGUUGUCGAUCUGAUUGAAGCCCUAUUCGCUGAAUCCGACUAUCGGCGAAAAGCCAUUGCUGACAUUCGGAGAGUCUCCAGAGGCUGAAAGCGAAGUGCUCAGUAGUCACUUGUAUAUAAAUUAAAGCGCAAUAAAUCCAUUUAAUCUUGUUAUGC
This is a messenger RNA of Aspergillus ochraceoroseus IBT 24754, 2677 nucleotides long. RefSeq lists its product as uncharacterized. Gene Ontology annotation, cellular component: RZZ complex. The transcript is spliced from 4 exons. The record is from RefSeq and is a predicted model, not a curated record. Gene Ontology annotation, biological process: endoplasmic reticulum to Golgi vesicle-mediated transport; mitotic spindle assembly checkpoint signaling. Bases 153 to 2609 code for a protein of 818 amino acids. Lineage: Eukaryota; Fungi; Ascomycota; Eurotiomycetes; Eurotiales; Aspergillaceae.